Planococcus citri (citrus mealybug) is the source of this 2667-nucleotide messenger RNA. RefSeq lists its product as uncharacterized. Gene Ontology annotation, biological process: DNA integration. Gene Ontology annotation, molecular function: nucleic acid binding. Lineage: Eukaryota; Metazoa; Arthropoda; Insecta; Hemiptera; Pseudococcidae. The record is from RefSeq and is a predicted model, not a curated record. The coding region runs from base 1 to 2667 and encodes 888 amino acids. The transcript has a single exon.
AUGAAACCAUUGGGUAAGCUGAAAAAUUUUCAACUUCAUAUUCCGAUUGACGAGUCUGUUCCACCUGUAAUUCAACCUUUUCGACGCAUUCCCUACGCACUUCGAGCUAAAGUUGAGAAGCAAAUCAACGAAUUACUAGAAGCUGAUGUUAUCGAACGAGUUGAAGGGCCCUCACGUUGGGUUUCGCCGAUUGUUCCAGUAGCUGACGGUGAAGACGAUAUUCGAUUAUGCGUUGAUAUGAGACGAGCAAACAAAGCGGUUCUAGACGAGAAAUUUCCCCUCCCUGUGAUGGAUGAUUUAGCUCCGUUGUUAGCUGAGGCUACGGUAUUCAGCAAGGUCGAUCUUAUCAGAGCUUAUCAUCAAGCAGAAUUAGACGAAGAAUCGCGAGAAAUUACUACGUUCAUCACGCACCUGGGUUUAUUUCGAUAUAAACGACUUAUGUUCGGUCUCACCUGCGCUCCAGAGAUGUUUCAACGAAUUCUCGAAGGUGUUUUAAGCGGCCUAAUUGGUGUAUUCAACUUUAUCGAUGAUAUUUUCGUAUUCGGUAAAACGCAAGAGGAGCAUGACUUAAAUCUUCGAAAUCUACUUCAUCGUUUAGAAGAACAUGGACUGACAAUAAAUCCGAAGAAAUGUCAGUUUCGUAUGAAUGAAGUUACGUUCCUGGGUCAUAUUAUCAAACCUGGUGUAAUCCAACCUGGUUUUGAUAAAGUUGCUUCCAUUAAAGAAUUUCGAUCUCCAGAAACACCUGAAGAACUACGAAGUUUUAUUGGGUUAGUUUCGUAUGUUGGUAAAUUUAUCCCACAUUUAUCAACUGAACUUGACCUGUUACAACGUACUGCUCGUGAAUCGCCAUUCAAAUGGGACGCAGCUGAUGAACAAGCGUUCGUUCAUAUUCAGUCACUUCUCAGUGAUGAAACUCACCUCAGCUUGUUCGAUCCUACGUUAACAUCCAUCGUAAUGGCAGAUGCGAGUCCGGUGGGUCUAGGAGCAGUACUUUUACAACGAAAAGGUGACGAGGUACGUGUUAUCUGUUACAUAAGUAGAUCGUUAUCAGCAGUCGAGCGUCGGUAUUCGCAGACGGAGAAAGAGGCGUUAGCCCUUGUUUUUGCCGUUGAACGAUUAAAAAUAUACCUACUUGGACGAACAUUCGAGUUAGUGACAGAUCACAAACCCUUACAGACGAUUUUUGGUACAAGGUCAAAACCAUGCGCUCGUAUAGAGAGAUGGGUGCUACGGAUGCAGGGAUUCAAGUAUGUUAUUCGAUAUGCUCCUGGAAAAAACAACAUAGCUGAUCCUCUUUCUCGUUUACUUCAAACAUCCACAGCUACGCACACUAUCAACGAUAUGUACGAAAAAAAUCUUAUCAAUUUCGUAACCCAGUUGGCUCCAAAAGCUGUUACUCUACGUGAAAUUCGGAAAGCGACUGAAAACGACCCUGAAUUAUCGAAAAUAUGCGAUAGUUUAAUUUCAAAUCAAGAAAUUAAAUUAAAACCCUUCUCCGCAAUAGCUUCAGAAUUGUGUGUCGUUGAAGGUGUUCUUCUUCGUGGUGUUCGAAUAAUUGUACCAGCGGAAUUACGCGAUCGAGUGUUACAAAAUGCUCACGAAGGGCACCCUGGUAUCAAUAAAAUCAAAGACAGGCUACGAUCGAAGGUAUGGUGGCCGAACAUUGAUAAACAUGCUGAAACGUGUGUCAAAACGUGCGAUACAUGUCAAAAAGUUGGCAAACAGAUUGUUACUGAUCAAAUUUCGCGUCGUGAUUUUCCUGAUGGCCCCUGGCAGCAGCUCGCGAUUGAUUUCAAAAGUUUGCCGGAUGGCAAAGAGUUAUGCGCAGUUGUUGAUUAUUUCUCCAGGUAUGUCGAAGUGAAAAUUAUGAAGAGUACCACUGUCGAAGAUACUACUGUUUUUCUCGACGAAUUAUUUGCUAGACACGGAAUACCUUCAACUAUAACCUCCGAUAACGGACCUCAAUUUCGAAAUAAAUUUGAGGAAUAUUUACGUUCGUUAGGCAUUGCUCAUUACACUUCGUGUCCGUAUUGGGCAAGAGCUAAUGGUGAAAUUGAACGCCAGAAUCGGUCCUUGCAAAAGAUCAUUAAAAUUGCAGUGUUGGAGAAAAAGGAUAUUCAGUCUGAGCUAAAUAAAUACUUACUUAUGUAUCGUUCAACACCCCACUCAACUUUGGGGAAAAGUCCUGCUGAGCUUUUAUUCAAUCGUCGAAUUCAAGAUAAGCUACCUACCCUUCGGCCAUUCGUUGAGGAAGCGGAGGUUCGCGAGAAAGAUCGGCUGAAUAAAAGUAAAUCGAUUAUGGCGAGUGGAAAACCUCUUCCGCUCAAUCAGAAACUUCAAGUUGGUGAUGAAGUUUUAAUCGAACGUCCGUUUACCAAAAAUAAGUUUCAAAGUAAAUUCGAAGAUGAAAUAGGCGUAAUCGAAGCGAUAAAUGGUCCGGUUGUUAAUAUUGCAACGCCUACGAAAAAUAUUCAACGUCAUGAAAAUCAAGUCGAAAAAUAUACUCGUGCAAUGCCUGCAACUCCUACAACUCCGGUUCCAGAUAAUGUUCCUGUGUCAGAACCUGUCUCCGAUCAAGCUAAUGAUCCGCCGGAAGAACCUUUACUUCGCAGGUCAUCGCGAGUUUCAAAACCCCCAAAAUGGCUUGAGAAUUUUCAAAAUUAA